Messenger RNA from Aspergillus viridinutans, 1716 nucleotides. RefSeq names its product DUF3176 domain-containing protein. Lineage: Eukaryota; Fungi; Ascomycota; Eurotiomycetes; Eurotiales; Aspergillaceae. Bases 1 to 1716 code for a protein of 571 amino acids. The transcript has 2 exons. The record is from RefSeq and is a predicted model, not a curated record.
AUGGCAGCGGCAAAGGGUCCAUCAGAUUAUGUUCGAGUCCAAAUUCAAAAUCCCGAAGCGGUGCAUGGACUUUCGUACCAGCCGACCACCAUGCACCACUACGGACCACCGAGUGGCCGAGAGAAGAUAAGAUGGUCACUAUGGGAUUGGUCCUGGGAGCUUGCAGCAUGCCUGGUUGCGAUCCUCACGCUAGCCAGCAUUAUCGUGGUCCUGCGCAUGUACGACGGCAAGACGCAGCCAAACUGGCCAGCGGGGAUCAACCUCAACGCCAUCAUCGCCCUGCUGACGACUCUCAUGAAAGCUGCCAUGGCCACGUAUAUCGCAGAAGCUCUGUCGCAACUCAAAUGGACUUGGUUCAAGGAAACGCGCAAAUUGAGUGAUCUUUCUGCCCUUGAUUCAGCCAGUCGUGGUGCUUGGGGUUCAGCACAGCUCCUUGUUCAAUACGUGCCUCGUCACCUUGUUUCUCUCGGGGCCUUUGUUCUAGUCUUCGCUGUGGCCAUUGGUCCCUUUACCCAGCAGGUCAUCGAUGUCAGAUCCCGCUCCAUUGCGCGCGAGGGAGGCGCCGCCAUCCGGGUCUGCAACACAAGCAUGUAUGGAGACUGGGGGGAGGGCCAAUCGCCAGGGAUGAAUCUAGUACCGUUGGGCACAACAGGAGCGAUAUACAAUGGCAUCAUGCAGACGUCGCUCAAUGAUCAAUCCUCGGUGACUUGUCCAACAGGCAAUUGCACGUUUGCGCCGUAUCAAUCGCUCGGCUUCUGCAGUAAAUGCGGCGAUUUGACCAGUGCGCUCACACUGGCUAGCUCUGACGACAGCACGUACUCAUACAACUACACGCUUCCGAAUGCCCUUUUCUUCAAUACCACCGGGGCGUCGCCGUAUACCAUCAAGGCAACAACGAACGUCAACCUCCUCCGCCUGGAUACAUCCGGCUUGCCUCUCAUUCUCAAUUUCUCGGCUAUCACUACUUCGCGAAUGACAAUGCCACCUAAGGUGGCAGCCAUGGAAUGUGCAUUCUACUUCUGCGUCUCGACAUACCAAGCAAUUGUCAGGCGAGGCGAUCUGACGGAGGACAGCUUUCCGACCACGACUAUAUCCAACUAUUCCACCAAUGAUGUAACUUUGAAUACCGUAACAUCGGCACAGCCUUGUCUGAACGAGGGCCAGUGCAACUACGCCAUCAGUUGGUUGAGCAUCCUUGCAAUGAGAAAUACUCUCAGUCCCCUUGUUUCAGGGUUCGGCACUUUGCCCGUGUCGAACAGACCAUACUUCACGUCUGAUACCCUGCGCGCACUGUACGGCGCGUCCGGCAACCUGACACAGAUCAAUGGGACAUUCACCUCCAUCGCCGCGGCGCUCACCGCAAAUGCCAGGAAUCGGGUCUGCCAGGGAACGGUGUCCGGCGACGCGUGGACGAAUGUAUCGUACAUCCGCAUCCGGUGGCUGUGGAUGUUGCUCCCCGUUGUAUUGGUCGUCCUGAGCAUAUUGUUCUUCAUCAUCACGGUCAUUCAUACCCGGAACCAGUACAUUUGGAAGUCCUCUCCGCUGGCGCUGCUGUGCGCCGACCUGCAGAUUGAUGGCUCGGUGCAGCCAUUGAAGUCGGGGAAGAUAGAUCCAGACCAGAAGAGGUUGGAUGAGAUGGCGAAAUUGUCCAAAGUUCGAAUGGAGGCUGGUUCUUGGGGGUCACUGAUGCAUGGUCACGUAGUUCAUCGAGCCUGA